Puccinia graminis f. sp. tritici CRL 75-36-700-3 is the source of this 1666-nucleotide messenger RNA. RefSeq lists its product as uncharacterized. Gene Ontology annotation, biological process: maturation of SSU-rRNA. Bases 162 to 1412 code for a protein of 416 amino acids. The record is from RefSeq and is a predicted model, not a curated record. The transcript has 5 exons. Lineage: Eukaryota; Fungi; Basidiomycota; Pucciniomycetes; Pucciniales; Pucciniaceae. Gene Ontology annotation, cellular component: cytoplasm.
CCAGAGUCGGUUUAGAGCCGCAAAAUUCAAAUUCCUCUGCAAGAAUUAAGAGUUUUCGGGUCUAGAUCGACUUCUGCGAGGGUCCCAGAUCCGACGGGAAGUCCUCCACUGAUCGCAUUUUCCGGCGGAGGUUGGUUUCAAGUGUAAAGAAACAUCCAGAGAUGAACCACCUCAACGCCCGGCAAGACCCAUCGGACUCAGACUCAGACUCAUCCCAACUGGCUCAAUACACACUAGGAUUCGAUGAUGGAAAGAUUAAUAAGCUCUCAGAGGUAGAGCAGUACUCGAUAUCUCGGAUAGGUGGCAUACCAGUUCUUCCACCAUUCGAAAACACCUUGGUCCCAGAGAAGGACCUGGAAUGUCUGAUAUGUCAAAAACCAAUACCAAUGCUAGUCCAAGUCUACUGUCCCAGUGACCAAAACCCAUACCAGGAUCGGGUAAUAUAUCUGUUUGGAUGUACCGAGCAGAAAUGUCAAACCCAGGGCUCAUCGAAAUGCGUCAGAGGAUUCAAGUCGUGGAAGUUUAACGAGGAGUACUAUAGGCAAUUAUCAGCCCAGCAGACCCGAUCCUCUCUCCCACAAACUGCACUCAAUAACCAAUCCGACCUGGGGGACAAUCCAUUCAAGAUGAACACUCACAACUUGUUCGGACAAUCGUUUGAUAAUCCUUUUUCAGCACCACCGGCUCCUACUCAAGAUCCUCCUCCGGCAGUAGCAGAGUCGAGUCUACUCGAGAACCCAUUCUCCAAUCUGAGCCUCGGGGAAAAGGAGUCUGCAACUACCACCACAUCGUCUGCCCAGAAACAUAACGCGAAACUAGUGGCCAGGUUGCCUGCAUUAUGCACACCACCUCACUAUCUGGCUACCGAUUAUGAAGUCAAGCCAAAGCUUUCGUCGUCCACCACGUUCAAGGAGUUCUUGGAUGAUCAGACUCAGCCCCCUCAUCCUUCUUCAGUCACCUCCUCAAAAAAGUCCGAACAGAAUGGACACUCCAGCAAGAAAAAAAAUGCCAGCUCAGGGCCACCGACUACUCCCUCCGGUCCAUCCGGGGCGCAAGAAUCUUAUGAGGUCCAAGCCGUCAAGGGCGUCGAUCCUGCGUUCUUGGACUUCCAAGAUCGGAUUAAUUGGAACGAUCAAUCCACUCAGAUCAUCAGGUAUAAUCCUAAUGGAAGAGCAUUACCCGUCCAUUCCACUAAGCCAACCCCAUCGAUUCCAGCAUUACAAUGUGGCCAUCAGAGUCGCUUCGAGCUUCAAUUGAUGCCAGCCGUCUUGCGCUUGUUUUCCUGCCCGAUCGACUGGACUACCGUUUGGAUCAACGACUGCGUUCAGGACUGUUGUCGCCCCGCUAGCGACGGCGGUUGUCGUGAGGGAUGGUCUGAAGUUCAAUGCUACGUUCAAUCCGUCCUUGAUUAACUUCCUAUAGGUAUACGUCUUGGUUUCUCUUUUGGUCAGAUGGAAUUUCUUCCUCCUUUUUUUACGGAUGUUUUACAAUAUUUUACCAUGCUCAUUACAUUUUAUCGGAAGCUUAUUGAGUUAGCAUUUAAUCCUCCAUAUGCAAAUUUCAAUUUUUUUUCUUCUUGUUUUGCCUUGAUCCAAAUAGCCACGACCGAACAUGAAAUUGAAACGCAAAACCCAUAAUCAUAUGAAAAAUUCAAGUUUCCUUUUCU